Molecule: messenger RNA, 1611 nt
Organism: Python bivittatus (Burmese python)
Lineage: Eukaryota; Metazoa; Chordata; Lepidosauria; Squamata; Pythonidae
Source: RefSeq, a predicted model, not a curated record
AUGGCAUUUGCACCUCCCAAAAACCUGGAAGGUCCCAAGAUGCAAACAAAGAUGAGCACCUGGACACCACUGAAUCAUCAGCUCAUGAAUGAUAAGGUAUUUGAAGAAAGAAGAAACUUGUUGGGGAAAUGGUUUGACAAAUGGACAGACAGUCAAAGGCGAAGAGUCCUGACAGACUUCUUGGAGCGCUGCUCCCUUUCACAGCUGAAAUUCUGUUUCAAACUGCUGCAGGAUCGAGUGCCAGUUGAAGCACUGGAUUUCACCACCCAGCUUCCCCGAGUGUUAACUUUGUACAUCUUUUCUUUUCUGGAUCCUCGAAGUCUCUCCCGAUGUGCCCAGGUAAAUUGGCAUUGGAACUACUUAACCCAGCUUGAUCAGCUCUGGAUGCCAAAAUGUCUGCGCUUUGGGUGGUACAUCAAUUUCUCUCCAACUCCAUUUGAGCAAGGAAUCUGGAAAAAACACUAUGUUAAGAAGGUAGAAGAAUUUCAAGUCACCAAACCUAAGACCCCAUCAAAAGAUGAUUUUGUGGUGGCUGAUGUUCAGCCAAUAACAAAAGAUGUCCCAGAAAUGAAACAGUCUUUGUUGUCAGUCCUCCAGUCAGCAUCUCUAUUAAGAAGGAAGAUAAACAAGGAGAAGAGAGAGCUCCCACCUUGGCGUUCAUCAGAUAAGCAUCCAACAGAUAUCAUUCGUUUCAACUACUUGGAUAACUUUGAUCCCAUUGAGCAGGCAAGGCAGGCUAGAAGAAAAGGAGGAGGUCUCACCCCAGACCUCAGUCAGUCAGCCUUUCAGAAAAAGAGGAAACCAGGCAGUGGAACAUACAAACUCCGAAAAGCUAAGUCUCUGAUGUCCCUCUCAGCAGAACUUGGCUCGCAGGCAGAAGUUUCAGUUCGCCCAAGCUGGGCUAUGCAUCAGCCAAACAGCUGCCCUCUGACUAAAUCAACAGCUAAAAUAUUUUCUCAGAGUGCUCAGUGGAAUGCUGGGAUACGUCCUGCACCUGCCCGAAAGCCAGUCCCAAAGCUGAGUGAGAAAGGAAGGAAAGCCUUUACCCGAACUAGCAGAAGCUCACCAACAUCACCACUGUUUGAAAGUCAACCCUGGGAAGUUCCAUCAUCCAGCUAUCUAUCUGAUGCAGAGCAAGAAGAUGGAGAAAAGAGAACCUCAGAAUCACCACUGAUUUAGUCUCCAAAAAGAAAAGGCAUUCGUUCAGUUGUUGUUAAGUGAAAUGUCUCUUUCCCUGAAGAGUUUGUGUUUGGACAAGGAUUAAGAAUCACGUGGAUAGUUGACAGAUUUAUCAUGGCUUUAUUUCCAUAGUGAAUCAAUUAACAGAUAUCUUGGUUUUAAAACCUUGUGAAGCCAGGAACUUGCCAUGUGGCCUUGGAUUGUUUCCCAGCCUCAGUUUAUGAACUGCAGAAAGGAAAUGGUCUCAGUGUAUUUCAUAGGAAUGUUGUGAGGGUGAAUAUUAUAGGGAUUCCAACAGCUCAAUUCUGUAUAUGUUUACUUAUGUAUUCAGUGAAAUUUCCAGAUAACUGAGUAAACAAUUGCAGCUGAAAGCACUUAGAAAUGAAUACAAUGUAUCUGAAUGCAGAAUUAAAGAAACAAGUAGAAAAAUGG